This is a messenger RNA of Nerophis lumbriciformis (worm pipefish), 1209 nucleotides long. The record is from RefSeq and is a predicted model, not a curated record. Lineage: Eukaryota; Metazoa; Chordata; Actinopteri; Syngnathiformes; Syngnathidae.
AUGCCUGAAAUCAAAUCCAGUCAGCGGUUCCAUAGCCUGAAGCCUGAGCAAGUGGCAGUUCUCCAUCAGGUUCUGUCAGAUAUUGUUCCCAUCCACGGCCGUGGGAACUUUCCAACACUGGAGCUUCGCCCUCGAGAUAUCAUCAUUGCUGUACGGGCUAGUCUGCAGAAGCAGGGCAUUGUAGUAAGAGAUGUGCGUCUAAAUGGCUCCACAGCCAGCCAUGUUCUGGUCCAAGACAACAGACUGAGCUACAAAGACCUGGAUAUAAUUUUUGGAGUGGAGCUGCCCAGUCAAGAGGAGUUCCAGGUGAUCAAAGAGUCAGUACUUGGUUGCUUGCUUGACUGCCUGCCAGCAGGGGUCAACAGAGAGAGGAUCAGCAGUGCCACAAUGAAAGAAGCCUACGUCCAAAAGAUGGUGAAAGUUUUUAAUGAACAGGACCGUUGGAGCCUUAUCUCAUUGUCAAACAACAGCGGCAAAAACCUGGAGCUCAAAUUUGUAAGCAUGCUGAGGAGGCAGUUUGAGUUCAGCGUUGAUUCCUUCCAAAUCAUUUUGGAUCGCCUUCUUGAAUUCACUGAACAGAGCGAAACUCCGCAGGCAGCAGGCUGUGUCCCAGCUGUCGAGGUUCUGGCUGAGAGCAUGUAUGGCGACUUUGAUGCCGCCAUGGACCACUUGCGUUACCGCUUAAUCGCAACAAGGAAUCCUGAGGAGAUCCGAGGUGGCGGCUUGUUGAAAUACAGUAACCUACUGGUCAGGGACUAUCGACCGGCCAGCGAGACUCAAAUAAAGUCACUUGAGCGAUACAUGUGCUCACGCUUUUUUAUUGAUUUCCCGGAUGUGCAGGAGCAACAGAGAAAGAUCCUAUCCUACUUGAAAAAUCACUUCAUUGGUGAAGAGAGAAGCAAGUAUCAGUACCUAAUGACGCUACGCCGUGUGGUUGAUGACAGCACUGUGUGUUUGAUGGGCCAUGAGAGGCGCCAGACUCUCAACAUGAUCACAGUGCUAGCCCUGAAAGUUCUAGGGGAGCAGAACAUUAUCCCCAACACGGACCAUGUAACAUGCUUCUAUCAGCCUGCUCCAUACCUCGCCGAGCAUAACACUCCCUAUCUAACAGAACCCAGUUAUUGCAGCUACUACAUACCCCAGGGAGGAUCAACUCUCCUUUACCAACCGUACCCCUUACACUUACACACACAGACAGGAUUAGUUUAA